Molecule: messenger RNA, 825 nt
Organism: Lentinula edodes (shiitake mushroom)
Lineage: Eukaryota; Fungi; Basidiomycota; Agaricomycetes; Agaricales; Omphalotaceae
Product: RanBP1 domain-containing protein
Exons: 5
Coding region: 80-673 (197 amino acids)
Biological process (GO): nucleocytoplasmic transport
Cellular component (GO): nuclear pore; cytoplasm
Molecular function (GO): GTPase activator activity
Source: RefSeq, a predicted model, not a curated record
GAGCCAAGUAAGUUCUUCGCAUCCUUUCGCAUCUCAAUUUUAGGUCGUUUUUCUCUUUGCUCUGUCUCUCACGCUCAUCAUGGAAAACACUGAACCACUCGCCCCAAGACAGGAAGAAGAGGCCGAUGUCCACUUCGAACCCGUCAUCAAGCUUACCGAGCAGAUAGACACCAAAACCCACGAAGAGGAUGAACAAGUUCUCUUCAAGAUGCGUGCUAAAUUGUUCCGAUUCGACGCUGCUUCGUCCGAGUGGAAAGAAAGAGGUACUGGAGAUGUUCGUCUUCUAGCGCACAAAGAGACAAAGAAGGUUCGACUUGUAAUGAGACGCGACAAAACUUUGAAGGUCUGCGCAAAUCACUCCAUUUCUGCCGACAUGCGUCUGCAACCCAACAUUGGAUCCGAUCGAUCCUGGGUUUGGAAGGUUGCUGCUGAUUACUCUGAAACCCCACCGACGUCGGAGACGCUUGCUAUCCGAUUUGCUAACUCGGAAAAUGCUCAUGAAUUUAAGAAAGAGUUCGAAGCUGCUCAGAAGACGAAUGUUGCUCUAAGUGGUGGUGCCCCUGCAGAAGCAUCUCUUGUCGAAGAGAAGAAGGAUGAAGCGGAGAAGGAGAAGGUUGAUGAAGAAGAAAAGAAAGACGAAACCAAAGACGAAAAGAAGGAAGAAGAGAAGUAGACCAUUUGGAUUCUGGAUCCUGUAUUUCCCGUUAUUAAACUCGUCUCAUGGAAAUCCACCUCUCGCAUAUUCUCUAAUAUAACAGUCCAGUAUUUCAGGUAAAUGUUCUACAGUAAUCCUGGAACACACUACAGUUCGUGUUCGUAGGCAGU